Molecule: messenger RNA, 1815 nt
Organism: Brassica rapa (field mustard)
Lineage: Eukaryota; Viridiplantae; Streptophyta; Magnoliopsida; Brassicales; Brassicaceae
Product: CDP-diacylglycerol--serine O-phosphatidyltransferase 1
Biological process (GO): phosphatidylserine biosynthetic process
Molecular function (GO): L-serine-phosphatidylethanolamine phosphatidyltransferase activity
Source: RefSeq, a predicted model, not a curated record
GGUAAUUGUGGAAAAAUAAAAAGAAGGAAAUCGUGGGGGAAAGAGAGAAAAGCAGAGUCGUUUUCAGAUCGUGAAUGAAGCAGAGAAGCGUAUCUCUCUCUCUCUCUACUUUGACCAUUCCUCUUCCUUUUUAUUCCUCCUCUUCAUCAUCAUCAUCUUCGAGCUUCCUACUCCGAUUCUUACUUCUUCUUCUCUUAUCCCAUUAAUCAAUCAACCUCUCUAGGGUUCUUCCUCUUCAGAAGCUGGUUCAUUAGCCAUGGAGCCCAAUGGGUAUAACAGGAAAGAAAGAAAGAGGGAACCUUUUGGGAGAAUGAAUGGUAAUGGUGAUGUUGACGCUGAGCUUGAUCCAUGGACUGCAUGGGCUUACAGGCCUCGCACUAUCUCCCUUCUCCUCAUUGGCGCUUGUUUCCUCAUUUGGGCUAGUGGAGCUCUUGAUCCUGAGAGCACUACUUCUGAUGAUCUUGUCACUUCUGUCAAAAGGGGAGUGUGGGCUAUGAUUGCUGUCUUUCUUGCUUACUCUCUGCUUCAGGCACCUUCAACGGUUCUUAUCAGGCCUCACCCUGCACUCUGGCGCUUAGUCCACGGAAUGGCCGUUAUUUACUUAGUUGCACUUACUUUUUUACUCUUCCAGAGACGUGAUGAUGCUAGGCAGUUCAUGAAGUUUCUCCACCCUGACCUUGGAAUAGAACUUCCUGAGAGAUCAUACGGUGCUGAUUGCCGUCUUUAUGUGCCUGAUCACCCAACAAACAGGUUUAAAAAUCUUUAUGACACUAUAUUUGACGAGUUUUUCUUGGCCCACAUCUUUGGAUGGUGGGGAAAAGCAAUUUUGAUAAGGAACCAGCCGCUUCUGUGGGUGCUUUCCAUUGGUUUUGAGUUAUUGGAGCUUACUUUUAGGCACAUGUUACCAAAUUUCAACGAGUGCUGGUGGGACAGUAUUGUUCUUGAUAUCCUGAUAUGCAACUGGUUUGGGAUAUGGGCUGGAAUGUAUACAGUACGCUACUUUGAUGGUAAAACAUACGAGUGGGUUGGCAUUAGCCGCCAGCCUAACAUUAUUGGCAAAGUUAAAAGGACAUUAGGGCAGUUCACACCAGCUCAUUGGGACAAAGACGAGUGGCAUCCACUGCAAGGACCUUGGCGUUUUAUUCAAGUGCUCACUCUUUGCAUCAUCUUCUUAACAGUGGAGCUGAACACAUUCUUUCUCAAGUUUAGCCUGUGGAUCCCUCCUCGAAACCCAGUGAUUCUCUAUAGGCUGAUCUUGUGGUGGCUCAUAGCGAUUCCAACAACGCGGGAGUACAAUUCAUAUCUCCAAGACAGGAAACCUGUGAAAAAGGUGGGAUCAUUCUGUUGGCUGUCACUGGGGAUAUGCAUAGUAGAACUUCUCAUCUGCAUCAAGUUUGGAACUGGAUUGUACCCAGCGGAAAUGCCAGUGUGGGUAGUGACGCUAUGGGGAAGUGUGGGACUUGGGCUUGUGGCCUUCUUGAUGGGUUGGACAUGGAAGAUUCAGAAGACACUCGAGAGAAAGAGACGCUAAUAAGCUCAUAUAUUAUUGUUGCAGCAGAGGUGAGACAGUCAAAUGCCAUUGUAGGUUUUUUUUUGGUUAUUUUGUAAAUAGGGGAGAAGAGAGAACAAUGUAAAUGCAAUUUUCUUUUAGGGAUAGUUGUGUGAUAUUUACAUUACAGAGCUGUUUCCAAUCAAUUCUUUCAUGCAUCAAAAUUGCAUUUCAUUGAUCUUUGUUCUCUUCUACUCAAACUAGCAAACAUGUUUGGUUUGAAUGGUGUAACAUGUUAGUAACAUUAAUAUCAUCAAUGUUGGUUA